Messenger RNA from Morone saxatilis (striped sea-bass), 876 nucleotides. RefSeq names its product testis-expressed protein 26-like. The record is from RefSeq and is a predicted model, not a curated record. Lineage: Eukaryota; Metazoa; Chordata; Actinopteri; Moronidae. Gene Ontology annotation, cellular component: cytoplasm. The transcript is spliced from 7 exons. Bases 1 to 876 code for a protein of 291 amino acids.
AUGGCAACCAAAGAGGGCAAACAGUGGUGGGAUCCAUAUGAAACAUCCCAUGGGAGACAAUUCGUCUACCGGCCAAACUCAGCUGCAGAGAUUCUGCUGUGCCCAACGUCAACUUCAUUUAUAGACUCCUAUUCAAAGUCUGGACCUUUCGGUUCAACUGUGUACAAUCAGGAUUUUAGCUGGAAGUCAUCCUGUAAACCUGAAUGCAUCCGUACAGGAACUGCCUCAGGGCACAGGAGAAACAACCCACAUCCCAGUCAGUCUUUCAUGAUGUGGAGGCUGCCUAGGGACACCGCACGAAGCUCAGAGUAUGUCGGCUUCCCUUGGAAAUGUCCCCCAUCUGAGGAGGAGAUCAACAAAGCCUUGACAGCGCAGUACCGCUCCACCUACAGAUGUGACUUCAUAGGUAUGCUUCAAGGUAGAACUCAUAUUAAUAAUACAGAAAGAAAAUUUGCACCUAAGCAAAGAAGGCGUGAAGUGUGGCCCUCUACUGACACAGAGAUGAGGGACAAUUACUGCCAGCCAAAGCAAACACCUGAGCUGCUGCGCUACCACCACAGCACAGAUCCUCACGUGGCCGGUCGUGGUAUAGUUCCAACUGUUGUGCAAAGGCACAUCCACACUCAGCAGAAAAGAUCACACUUGACUAACUACGACAGGUUUUGUGGAAAGAGAGCCACUAAUGUUGCAUGUGUGAUAAAGUCUCUGCUGCCCCAGGAGCUGAAGCAGUUACACAGUAUUUUACCGGAGGAUGAGAAGGCUGUUUUGAGUAAAGAUGAUUAUCCAAACAACAGUGAGAAAGUGAAUAAACUUCCAGCAAUCGUGCUUAAUUCCUGCUUACCAGAAUGCAUAUCAAGCUGGCCAGGACCUUUCUGA